UCCUUUCUCCCUCACGUCCAGCGAAUCGCGUAUAGCAAGUGGCGGGAGCUGGUGUUGCGUGUGGCCAAUCAGCGGCGGGGGGAGGAGCCUUGCGUUACUAGGCCUUGUCUUCUUGGGCCGGUGGGUUCGGUCGGGGCGCGCACACGUGGAGCAGGAGCUGCAGCACAGAAAGAGCCAUCAUGACAGAACAAGACGUAGAAAAUGAGCUGUUGGAUUACGAAGAAGACGACGAGCCUCAGGCACCCGCUGAAACUGCAGCUCCAAUCGCCCGGAAAGAGGUGAAAGGCUCCUACGUGUCCAUCCACAGCUCCGGCUUCCGAGACUUCUUGCUGAAACCCGAACUCCUCCGAUCCAUCGUAGACUGCGGUUUUGAACAUCCCUCUGAGGUCCAACAUGAGUGUAUCCCUCAGGCUAUCCUGGGCAUGGACAUCCUUUGCCAAGCAAAAUCUGGUAUGGGGAAGACUGCUGUCUUUGUCCUGGCCACCCUGCAGCAAACCGAAGCCGUGGAAGGGCAGGUGACUGUCCUAGUUAUGUGCCACACGCGUGAGCUAGCGUUCCAGAUCAGCAAGGAGUAUGAGCGGUUCUCCAAAUACAUGCCGACUGUCAAAGUGGCAGUUUUCUUUGGCGGGCUCUCUAUUAAGAAAGAUGAAGACACCAUACGCAAGAGCUGUCCCCAUAUUGUUGUCGGAACACCGGGUCGCAUCCUGGCGCUCGUCAGAAGCAAGAUCCUGAAUCUGAAGAACGUGAAACACUUUGUGUUGGACGAGUGUGACAAGAUGCUGGAGCAGUUAGAUAUGAGAAGAGAUGUACAGGAGAUUUUCCGCCUAACACCCCAUGAGAAACAGUGCAUGAUGUUCAGUGCCACCCUGAGUAAAGAGAUCCGCCCUGUGUGCCGGAAGUUCAUGCAAGAUCCUAUGGAGGUAUUUGUGGAUGAUGAGACCAAGCUGACCCUUCAUGGCCUGCAGCAAUAUUAUGUCAAGUUAAAAGACAGUGAGAAGAACCGCAAGCUUUUUGAUCUACUGGACGUAUUAGAGUUUAAUCAGGUGGUGAUCUUUGUGAAAUCAGUGCAGAGAUGCAUGGCUCUGGCCCAGCUCUUGACUGAACAAAACUUCCCUGCUAUCGCUAUUCACAGAAACAUGUCGCAGGAGGAGAGGCUCUCCAGAUACCAGCAAUUUAAAGACUUUCAGAGAAGAAUCCUGGUGGCCACAAAUCUGUUUGGUCGAGGAAUGGACAUCGAGCGAGUGAAUAUUGUGUUUAAUUACGACAUGCCAGAAGACUCUGACACAUACCUGCACAGGGUAGCCCGUGCCGGCAGAUUUGGUACAAAGGGCUUGGCCAUAACCUUUGUGUCGGAUGAGGAAGAUGCCAAAAUCCUUAAUGACGUUCAGGACAGGUUUGAAGUCAACGUGGGGGAGCUGCCUGAUGAAAUAGACAUAUCUACUUACAUUGAGCAGACCCGAUAACCACCUCGUCCGUGUUGCCCCCUCUCCCAAGGUGACUGUGGCGCCCGCCUCCAUUCUGCUCCCUUCGUCUGCCCACGCACCCGUGCAGGGAAUGGCAGCUUCGGUUUUACUGUUUGGGUUUUUUUAUGAAAUGUUUGUUGUUUUUGUUUAAAGAAGGGUAAAAAGAUUAAACUUUUUUAUUAUUAAA
Molecule: messenger RNA, 1650 nt
Organism: Xenopus tropicalis (tropical clawed frog)
Lineage: Eukaryota; Metazoa; Chordata; Amphibia; Anura; Pipidae
Gene: ddx39a
Product: DEAD-box helicase 39A
Cellular component (GO): nucleus; cytoplasm
Molecular function (GO): hydrolase activity; RNA helicase activity; nucleotide binding
Source: RefSeq, marked provisional